UUUGAACUUUCUUCUGAGAACUGUAUCAAAUGUGAAUAAAUUGAAGUAACAUUUGUGUACAUAAUAGUGGCAACUUCUGGGAUUGUCUGAUGUACUGUAGCUGCUGUGAUAUGAAGAAUAUGUUGAGGAUGAGUAGUAUUGGUACCCAUUGUAUUCUGGGACUGUGCAUUCGUUUUGCAUUAAUAGCCUAUGGAGAGGUACAUGACAGAUUAUCAGUCGUACAAUACACUGAUAUUGACUACCGUGUUUUCACAGAUGCAGCAAGGCACAUGUUAUUGGGGUCAUCACCUUAUAACCGUCAUACAUAUCGUUACACCCCUCUUCUGGCUGCAGUCCUGACUCCCAAUCUCAUCCUGCAUCCUGCAUGGGGAAAACUUCUAUUCUCUAUGGUGGAUAUAUGUGUUGCAUUGUUAAUACAAUUCCUAGUUAUAGCGCAGGGUUCAUCUACACGUGUGGCCACAUGGUGCUUAAUGGCUUGGGUCUACAAUCCCCUGGCGAUCGUGAUUGCCACACGUGGUAAUGCGGAUUCUAUUUCUGCUAUGUUUGUGUUGGGGACACUCCUGUUAUUAGAGAAACAGUAUUUCAUGUUGGCUGGUGUGAUGCAUGGGUUAGCUAUUCAUGUCCGUCUGUACCCUAUUGCAUUCAGUUUGGCCAUGUACCUUUCUGUGCAUAAAGACAGGCAUAUAUCUCUCAUGAAAGAGGCCUUUUGCAGAAAUGCUGUGAAACAACUAUUAUCAGACUUAAAGCCAACAUGUAACCAUGUCAAGCUUGUGUUGGCAUGUUUGGCAACUCUGGGCAGUUUAACAGGUAUGUGUUACGCAUUAUAUGGAUAUCGUUUCCUAUAUGAGAGUCUCUUGUACCAUCUGGGUCGACGAGACAUUCGCCACAACUUCUCUGUCUAUUUCUAUUUGCAGUACCUUGGGUCUGAUGCUCCAGCUGGUUUAACCCAACGGGUGCUCACAUUUGUUCCCCAAUUAAUUUUGUUACUGGCUUUAUCAUGGGCAUAUGGAUGUCGGCGAGAUCUUCCAUUUUGCGUACUGUCCCAGGCAAUUGUGAUGGUGGCAUACAACCCAGUUCUCACUUCACAGUACUUUGUGUGGUUCCUGUCCCUGGUGCCACCGUGCCUGCCAUGGCUAUCCCUGUCAUGUCAUCAGGCCAUUGCCAUUACAGUUCUCUGGCUGGCUGCCCAACUGGCAUGGCUGCUGCCUGCAUAUUGGCUAGAGUUUCGAGGCCAGGACACAUUUGUGUACUUGUGGCUGCAGGGUAUAGCUUUGUUUUGCGCUAAUGUGGCCGUGCUGGGACGAUUCAUCCGGGCAUACCAGCCAAUGAAGAUAGAGAAGUUGAAAUGAUUGUAACAUUAUAGCGUUAGCAGUCAGUCUAGUCCACACACCCUUUUCCUGUUUGUAUGACAUGUGACAGUACUUAAUGAGUAACAAAGUUUAGUUCUGUAGCAUCAUUGUUGUUCCUCUUGGUCUUCGUCUCUCCACUCUUUCUCUGUUCCUUGCCUUAAGCUCUAGUGUUGGCUCACAUGGCAAAUCUCUUUUGGAUGAUUUGAUUCAGGGAUGAGAUUGACUGUCUUUACUAUAGUCUGUAGCUGCUUCUAGUUAUUUUCAUGCGUCAGAUCAUGUAAAUAAUAAAGGCAUUGAAAACUUACUUUGGAUGCAAUAAAUAAUAAAAAUAAAAUAUUUUGUUUGUUGUGGUGUUCAGUUUCUCUUGGACAUUUCAUGAACAUAUUUUAUGAAAUUAAUGAAGCAAUGAAAUCACAGUACAAGAUAAUACUGUAUUGUAGCAUCCUGCUGCACUUUUCCAUUUUAUUGUAAAUUUUAUUUUACAAUCUUAUGUGCAACUAUUUAUUA
Molecule: messenger RNA, 1856 nt
Organism: Cryptotermes secundus
Lineage: Eukaryota; Metazoa; Arthropoda; Insecta; Blattodea; Kalotermitidae
Gene: PIG-M
Product: GPI mannosyltransferase 1
Exons: 1
Coding region: 90-1349 (419 amino acids)
Biological process (GO): GPI anchor biosynthetic process
Cellular component (GO): membrane; glycosylphosphatidylinositol-mannosyltransferase I complex
Molecular function (GO): GPI mannosyltransferase activity; alpha-1,4-mannosyltransferase activity
Source: RefSeq, a predicted model, not a curated record